This is a messenger RNA of Phodopus roborovskii (desert hamster), 2369 nucleotides long. RefSeq names its product delta(24)-sterol reductase. Gene Ontology annotation, cellular component: cytoplasm; membrane. The record is from RefSeq and is a predicted model, not a curated record. Gene Ontology annotation, molecular function: FAD binding; Delta24(24-1) sterol reductase activity. Lineage: Eukaryota; Metazoa; Chordata; Mammalia; Rodentia; Cricetidae. The coding region runs from base 99 to 1649 and encodes 516 amino acids. The transcript is spliced from 9 exons. Gene Ontology annotation, biological process: steroid metabolic process.
CGGCGGCGGCAGCAGCCUCUGAGCCGGCGGGUCGUGCAGCAGGCUGCCGUGACCCGCGGCGCGAGCCCGCACCCUUCUGCGCGCCGCGCCGCGACACCAUGGAGCCCGCCGUGUCGCUGGCCGUGUGCGCACUGCUGUUUCUGCUCUGGGUGCGAGUGAAGGGACUGGAGUUCGUGCUCAUCCACCAGCGCUGGGUAUUCGUGUGCCUCUUCCUGCUGCCGCUCUCGCUCAUCUUCGACAUCUACUACUACGUGCGUGCCUGGGUGGUGUUCAAGCUGAGCAGCGCGCCGCGCCUGCACGAGCAGCGCGUGCGGGACAUCCAGAAGCAGGUACGAGAAUGGAAGGAACAGGGCAGCAAGACCUUCAUGUGCACGGGGCGUCCUGGCUGGCUCACCGUCUCACUGCGGGUUGGGAAAUACAAGAAGACACACAAGAACAUCAUGAUCAAUCUGAUGGACAUUCUGGAAGUGGACACCAAGAAGCAGAUUGUUCGAGUGGAACCCUUGGUGUCUAUGGGUCAGGUGACGGCUUUGCUGAACUCCAUUGGCUGGACCCUGCCUGUGUUGCCCGAGCUCGAUGACCUCACAGUGGGGGGCCUGAUCAUGGGCACAGGCAUCGAGUCGUCGUCGCACAAGUACGGCCUGUUCCAACACAUCUGCACCGCAUACGAGCUGAUCCUGGCAGAUGGCAGCUUUGUGCGCUGCACUCCGUCUGAAAACUCAGACCUUUUCUAUGCUGUGCCCUGGUCCUGUGGGACCCUGGGUUUCCUGGUGGCUGCUGAGAUCCGUAUUAUCCCUGCCAAGAAGUACGUCAAGCUGCGGUUUGAGCCAGUUCGGGGCUUGGAGGCCAUCUGUGAAAAAUUCACCCAUGAGUCCCAGCGGUUGGAGAACCACUUCGUGGAAGGGUUGCUGUACUCCCUUGAUGAAGCUGUCAUCAUGACAGGGGUCAUGACGGAUGACGUAGAGCCCAGUAAGCUGAAUAGCAUUGGCAGCUACUACAAGCCAUGGUUCUUCAAGCACGUGGAGAACUACCUGAAGACAAACCGUGAGGGCCUUGAGUACAUUCCCCUGAGGCACUACUACCACCGCCACACGCGCAGCAUCUUCUGGGAGCUCCAGGAUAUCAUCCCUUUUGGCAACAACCCCAUAUUCCGCUACCUCUUUGGCUGGAUGGUGCCCCCUAAGAUCUCCCUCCUGAAGCUGACGCAGGGCGAAACUCUCCGCAAGCUGUAUGAGCAACACCAUGUGGUACAGGACAUGCUGGUGCCCAUGAAAUGCCUGCCCCAGGCCCUGCACACUUUCCAAAAUGACAUCCACGUCUACCCCAUCUGGCUGUGCCCAUUCAUCCUGCCCAGCCAACCAGGACUGGUGCACCCCAAGGGAGAUGAGGCUGAGCUCUACGUGGACAUCGGGGCAUAUGGGGAGCCGCGUGUGAAGCACUUCGAGGCCAGGUCCUGCAUGAGACAGCUGGAGAAGUUUGUCCGGAGUGUGCACGGGUUCCAGAUGUUAUAUGCCGAUUGCUAUAUGAACCGCGAGGAGUUCUGGGAAAUGUUUGAUGGUUCCCUUUACCACAAACUGCGCAAGCAGCUCGGCUGCCAGGACGCCUUCCCUGAGGUGUAUGACAAGAUCUGCAAGGCGGCAAGGCACUGAGCGGGGCACCUGGGGAGCCAGAUGCAUGGGAAUGGACUUGCUCUCCCUCGCUCAGCCUCUCUGCUUUCCCAGACUUCAGAAAGAAACCCCUCCAGAAAUCCCCAAGGCAGCCUGACGGCCUCCAGGGCGCUCAGGCAAGUGGAAGCACAUGGGAUUUGGAGUCAGAUGGUCCUAAGUCCCGGUCCCAGAAUAGUCACUCAUUAGCCGUGCGACACUGACUCUGGGCUAGUCACUCGGCCCCUCUGUGCCCAUGUUCAUCUGUGUAAGGAGGUAAAAAUACCUACCUGUGGGAUGUCAUCUCCAUAAAGGGCCGGUUGUGUGGGAGGAGCUUCCCAAGCGGAAGCCACUACCACUGCUUCCCAUUCAACCUCACACCUGACCCAUGCUUUGGAUUCAGCCCUGAGCCUGGGAAGAUGCCCCACGUGUCAUCUGGCAGGAUGAAGGUUGCCUUGAAGUUGCACCUGCAUUGUCUGCUUCAGCCACAAGAGCCCUUCGUGGGGGCAAAGGAGGUUCCUCCUUCCCCUGGACCUCUGCGGGGACCACAUGACGGGCAGGCAAGCCCAGGAUGUGCUGUGCCAAAGCUAGGUCCAGUCCAAAGUUCUCUCUGCCAUCUUUGGGCCAUCCUGCCCCUUCUUCCUGUGUGCUCAGGCCCGAGAGCUACCCCAGCCAUCAUUGAGCCCAUUCAGGGCUGUUCCUGGAAAAGACAUCUCAAGAUGGGAA